Molecule: messenger RNA, 840 nt
Organism: Acanthoscelides obtectus
Lineage: Eukaryota; Metazoa; Arthropoda; Insecta; Coleoptera; Chrysomelidae
Source: the annotation of a GenBank genome assembly
AUGGAAAUAGAAGAGUGUAUCGCGGUGUGGUAUUUAUUAAAUAAUAAGAAGAAGAAACUAAAAAGGAGACGUAGUUUGUGGGUUCAUCCCAUGUUGGGAUUAAGAGAAAGCAAAGGAACGUACCUGGCGACUGGUUGCUCCCUUACUGAGCUACAUUAUAACUACAGAGUUGGAAUUUCAACAGCGAGCGAAAUAAUUCAGGAAACAUGCAAGCUAAUUUGGAUAUUUAUGAAAGAACAAUGUAUACCAAAGCCCACACGAGAAAAAUGGUUAGAAAUCGCAUACGGUUUUUUGAAAAAUGCAAAUUAUCCACACUGUUUGGGUGCCAUAGACGGAAAACAUAUCCGGAACUUAAGCUCAAAAAAGCUAGAUCUUCCCAAUCCAGAUUUUUUGCCACAAAAGAAUGAUUACAAAAUCCCAUAUGUUAUUGUUAGAGACGAAGCAUUUGGUUUAUCCUUCAAUGUUAUGAGGCCAUAUGGUGGAAAAAAUCUGACAUUAAAAAAGAGAAUACAUAAUUACCGGUUAACUCGAGCACGAAGAUAUAUUGAGUGUACUUUUGGAAUACUUUCUAACAAGUGGAGAAUAUUUCACAGACCACUCAACGUGUCAAUAGAUUUUGCUGUUGACAUAGUUAAAGCUUGUACUGUACUCCAUAAUUCUGUUCGUGUACUAGAUGGAUAUAAACAUGAAGAUGCCUUAUCCGUCCAAGGAUUUUAUGAUGCUAAUGUUGCAAAAACAGGAGCGUGUUCUGCAAGAUCAGCGACUGCUAUUCGUGACUAUUUUGCUGACUAUUUCAUGAAUACUGAUAUAUUACCAUGGCAGAAUAGUUGUAUCAUGUGA